GGGGGGGAGGUGAGCUGGUGUAUAAAUGAGCUGCAGGUGAGGGUGGAGUGACACAGCAGGUCCUGGAGCUGAUACGAACACAAAGGUUCCAGUCAGAGCAGAGAAGCAGCACGAUGGUGAAAGCUCUGUUGUCAUUACUCUUGGUCCUGGUGACCUUGUCCUCCACACUGGGGAAGCCAGAGAAGAACAUCCCGAAGAGGGGCAAGAGAAUUGUUCAGACGCUGUCCAGAGGGUGGGGAGAUCAGCUCAUCUGGGCACAGACCUAUGAAGAGGCCCUGUACUGGUCCAGGUUAAAGAACAAGCCGCUGAUGGUCAUCUUUCACCUGGAAGACUGUCCACACAGCUUGGCGAUGAAGAAGGUCUUUUCUGAGGACAAGGAGCUCCAACGUAUUCUUGACGAGGACUUCAUUGUCCUUAAUCUUAUGUAUGAAACCACAGACAAACAUCUCUCCCCCGAUGGACAGUACGUUCCCAGAAUCAUCUUUGUCGACCCCUCCAUGACUGUGAGGGCCGACAUCACGGGUCGCUACUCCAACCGCAUGUACGCCUAUGAGCCCUCUGACAUCAAGCUCUUGAGGGACAACAUGGAGAAGGCUAAGAAGCUUCUGAAGACGGAGCUAUAGCCUCACACCCUCACCUUGUGACCGAGUCGGAAGUUCAACAGACGCCAGUGUCGUGCCGUCUCCUGUUUACACCUUCAACAUGAAGCACUGGAGUAUUUUCUUGUCCCCCGGCCUUGCCUCUUAGUCGUCCUAAUCGUAACCCUCCCCCGUGUUGUCUGUAGAGUAUGCUGGUGUGUGUCCAUUCUGUCUUUAUAAAUAAACCUGCUCACACAUCAUCCU
Messenger RNA from Lampris incognitus (smalleye Pacific opah), 842 nucleotides. RefSeq names its product anterior gradient 2 (gene agr2). Gene Ontology annotation, cellular component: endoplasmic reticulum. The record is from RefSeq and is a predicted model, not a curated record. NCBI's taxonomy places the organism in Eukaryota, Metazoa, Chordata, Actinopteri, Lampriformes, Lampridae. The coding region runs from base 114 to 623 and encodes 169 amino acids. The transcript is spliced from 8 exons.